GAGGGGAAUAUCGUCGGGUAGUUGUAGCUGCCUGGUACUUAGAUAUAAACAGGAACGGUCCCUACGGAACUGGGAGGAUCACUUUUUGCUUGCUUAGUUACUUAUUUAUUUUAGUAUUUUUCUAAAGCACAUUUUCCUGGGCUAUUGUCCACUUCCAUCAAAGGCAUGGAGUAUUUUCAUGAGCCACGUCGACACGGAGAGCCACAAAACACCAACUCCUCGCUACUAUUCCGGGAUCGUAGGCUAUUCUAUUUUAAAAAAAUCGAAGAACCAGGAUAUUUUCUCCACCGGAAGAGCUUCAGAUGUUCAGAUCCAUUCAGAUUUCUUUCCGAUUUCAAGUUAAUCUCUAGCUUUGAGGAGGGGGACCAAUCAUAUUAGUCGUGCAUUCUGACUAAUAUUGGUCAGCAAAACUGUAUAAAGAAGUCCUGUAUACUAGCUUUCUUCUGGACAAAUGACAUGUUGGUUUAAUUUGUUGAUUGCAAUGGGGAAAUAUUAUUUAUAUUUUCUAACCUGUGGAAAUUAGAUUAAGAUUGAACAUAAAUCAAAUUGAAUAAAUUCAGAUUAUGUAAUACUGACUGAGUUCAACUAAUGAUUCAAAUGUUCGUGCUUUGAAGUGUUGGGUUCAAUUUCAAGAGCUACUUAGAAGGGUGAGACGGAUAUACAGCAGAUGCAAGAUAAUCUGCUGGGAAUUUCCUGGGUUGAUAGUUCAUGGAUUCCAAUAUUAAACAGUGGGAGUGUAUUGGACUAUUUCUCAGAGCGUAGUAAUCCAUUCUAUGAUCGAACGUGCAACAAUGAAAUGGUCAAAAUGCAAAGGCUAACCUUGGACCACUUGAAUCAAAUGGUUGGAGUAGAAUACAUUCUUCUACAUGCACAAGAGCCAAUCCUUUUCAUCAUCCGUAAGCAGCAAAGACAGAACCCAACACAAGUUAUCCCAUUGGCUGAUUACUACAUUAUUGCUGGAGUAAUUUAUCAGGCACCUGACUUGGGGUCAGUUGUAAACUCAAGAGUGCUCACUGCGGUGCAUGGAAUCCAGUCAGCUUUUGAGGAAGCUAUGUCUUAUUGUCGCUAUCACCCCUCCAAAGGUUAUUGGUGGCAUUUCAAAGAUCAAGAGGAACGAGAUAAAGCCAAACCAAAAACAAAGAAGAAGGAGGAACCAAGCUCUAUUUUCCAGAGGCAACGUGUGGAUGCAUUACUUCUAGAUCUGAGACAAAAAUUUCCCCCUAAGUUUGUGCAGCAAAAAUCUGGAGAAAAACCAGUCCCAGUGGAUCAGAUUAAGAAAGAAUCAGAGCCAGCACCUGAAGCUAUAAAACAAGAGGAGAAGGAAGCUGCAAAGACCACACAACAGAGCACUUCUGCUAAAGGACCACCAGAGAAACGAAUGAGAUUACAGUGACAGAAAGGAAAAUGACUUUUGUAACUAGUGAGGAUUUGGUGAAGAAACUGAGGUAAAUAAGUUAGCUAUUUAAAAAGGGGACAGUGAACUGUGACCUUUCCAAAAUUCCAGCCUUUGGGUUUUUUUUUUUUUUUUGGUUUUUUUUUUCAUGUUACAAACUUACAGUAACUUUCAGGAUGGAAUGACCUAUUUUUGCAUUCAAGGCUGAAUUUUCCUUUGUGAAUCUUUUGAGGACUUUUUUAGGCUCUGAUAUUUUCAAAUUGUAAUCUCAUACUUUUUAUUAGUGUCUUGCUGUAGUCUGAAACAUCUUUAUCUUUCAUAAAUAGAGCUUGGCUCUAUUGUUCCAUCAGGUCUUUUCCAAACAAAUUGGUUGCAGCAGUUCAGAGGUAGUUCUUUUUUGAAAUUUUCACUUUCUCACUAAGAUUAAAUUCAAACUGAGAUAGAAGAUCUUCUUUUCCACAACUUGGAUUAUUAUAUUGAUGUUUUCCCCUUCUCAGUUUAUUCUUUGAACAGCUUACGCAGAUGCCCAUGAUUUUGAUACUUGCUUAAAUAUUGAAGUACAAUAGCCAGUAAAUAAGAGUAUAGUAAUAUUCCAUAGGCUUAGCUUCUCUCAAUUACUGUAAUUUUUUUGAAAUACGGGUUGAGUAUAAAAUAUGUAUAAAAUAUUAUGAGGAAGUUAUUCUCUGGUAGUUUCACUACACUAGCUAGGGAAAUCUUAACUCCCUGUAGAGAAAAGCCCUGUAAAGUAAUUGUCAAUAAAAUUAUGUUAUAAUCUGUGAUUUUUCUAAAUAUUUAUUUGUUUUGAAGAGGAAACAGAUAAGAAUGUUUUUUAAAGGAUUUUUAUUCUUUCUCCUUCGUUUUUCACAGUACAUGUUGGUUUUUCCUUUUUUUAAUUCUAAAAAUGUUUUGUCCGUUUGUACUUCUUUCCAUUCUACUUUUAUAUUAUUUCACUGAAAAAUAAAACAAAAUAUUUUAAA
Crotalus tigris (Tiger rattlesnake) is the source of this 2370-nucleotide messenger RNA. RefSeq names its product mediator complex subunit 6 (gene MED6). Gene Ontology annotation, biological process: regulation of transcription by RNA polymerase II. Gene Ontology annotation, cellular component: mediator complex; core mediator complex. The transcript is spliced from 8 exons. Lineage: Eukaryota; Metazoa; Chordata; Lepidosauria; Squamata; Viperidae. Bases 668 to 1393 code for a protein of 241 amino acids. Gene Ontology annotation, molecular function: transcription coactivator activity. The record is from RefSeq and is a predicted model, not a curated record.